This is a messenger RNA of Tuber aestivum (summer truffle), 2085 nucleotides long. The record is from the annotation of a GenBank genome assembly. NCBI's taxonomy places the organism in Eukaryota, Fungi, Ascomycota, Pezizomycetes, Pezizales, Tuberaceae.
AUGAGGCUUUUACUGGCUUCUGCCAUCUCUUUGGCCCUGGGGGCUUCGGCUUACGUGCCUAAUCCUGAGCAACACCCUAUCACCUCAAAACUUCCUGCCUUUCUCUCGUCUGCGCUCGACCAGUUCAAGGUCGGCGGUAUCUCCUCCGAGUCUAUCUCCGCCUGGGCAGAGAUUGCUAAGCUAUACCCCGAAGAUACCGUGUCUGCCAUUCAAGCCAUCCAGAGCAGGUCCAAGCCCAAGCCUGGGAUCGGGAAGCGACCGGAUAGUCACUGGGACUACAUCGUCGAUGGUUCCGAGACCGUCUCUGUUUUGGGGAGCAAGGUCGAUGGCCACGAUAAAAUCAAGGGCAGCAAGCUAAGGAUCAAGAAGCCCAGUGAUUUGGGGGUUGAUGCUAAAACCAAGCAAUACUCUGGUUACUUGGAUGUGGACGAUGACAAUAAGCAUUUCUUCUUCUGUCAGUUUCCCUCUGAACUUGGUUUGGUAUCAUUGUUUGUUCGUCAUGAUACUAAUGUUUCUCGUCAGGGUUCUUUGAAUCGCGAAAUGACCCCAAGAACGAUCCUGUUGUCCUUUGGCUCAACGGUGGUCCCGGGUGCUCUUCCUUGACUGGUCUCUUUAUGGAGCUUGGCCCUGCUUCCAUUAAUGCUAAGAUCCACACGGUCGAUAACCCGUACUCAUGGAACUCCAACGCUUCGGUCAUUUUCCUUGACCAGCCCGUCAAUGUCGGCUACUCGUACUCUUCAAGCUCCGUUUCAAGCACCCACGCUGCCGGAAAGGACGUUUACGCGUUCUUGACCAUGUUCUUUGAUCGAUUUCCGGAAUACGCUAAACAGGACUUCCACAUUGCUGGCGAAUCUUAUGCUGGGUGAGUUGUCGAAUUUCCUUAUUGGUGGUUGGGUUUCUCGCUGACGCUUUGCAAGACAUUAUAUUCCUCAGUUCGCCGCCGAGAUUCUCUCUCACAAGGAGCGCAACAUCAACCUUCAAUCUGUUCUGAUUGGCAACGGUCUUACCGAUGGUCUCACCCAAUACGAGUACUAUCGCCCCAUGGCCUGUGGUGAAGGUGGAUACCCAUCUGCCUUGAGCGAUUCUGAGUGCAAGGCCAUGGACGAUGCCUAUCCUCGCUGUGCCAGUAUGAUCCAAAACUGCUAUACCUCCAAGUCUGUGUGGUCUUGUGUCCCUGCCUCCAUCUACUGCAAUAAUGCCAUGAUUGGGCCUUAUCAACGCACUGGAUUGAACGUCUAUGACAUUCGCGGAAAGUGUGAAGAUUCUGACAACCUUUGCUACCCUGAAAUGGGCUGGAUUUCUAGGUAAGUUUGCCCGGCACUUCUCUUUUUUUUUUUUUUGCUAACAAGUCGAACCAGGUAUCUCAACAGAGAGGAUGUCAUGUCGUCUCUCGGAGCCGAGGUUUCUUCUUAUGAGUCUUGCAACUUUGACAUCAAUCGCAACUUCCUCCUCAAUGGAGACUGGAUGUUGCCAUUCCACGACUUUGUCGUCGAACUCCUUAAGGAUAUCCCUGUCUUGAUUUAUGCUGGUGAUGCUGACUACAUUUGCAACUGGCUUGGAAACCGCGCCUGGACCGAGGCUCUUGAGUGGCCUGGAAAGAAGGAUUUCAACAAGGCCAAGGUUGAGAGCUUUAAGGUCAAUGGCAAGGGGGCUGGAAAGUUCAAGACUUCUGGAAAUUUCACCUUCAUUCAGAUCUACCAGGCUGGUCACAUGGUUCCAUACAACCAGCCCGACCCAAGCUUGCAGAUGCUGAAUAGAUGGUUGGGCGGCGACUACUGGUGUUAGGCGAUGUCUUUUUUGUCUUGCGUAGUGUAGCCAGUCGGCCUUGGGUAUGGUUUUUUCCUUUUUAUUUUUUAUACUGGUUUGGACUUCAUGGCUCUGCAAUAUUUUCGGACCGGAUGAAUUGGCAUGAGUGUGAUACAUUAUAAUACUAUGGAGGUUUCGGGGGGUGUUUUUUUUUUUCUUUCCACUUUGUCAUGGUGUUCUCAGCACGUUUACUUGUAACUGGAAGAUAUUUUUAUUCAAUGCAUAGGAGUGGGAGUUAUUGAGAUGAGUGCCCGUUUGACGGCUUUCACGGGGGCCUUU